Molecule: messenger RNA, 1611 nt
Organism: Amphimedon queenslandica
Lineage: Eukaryota; Metazoa; Porifera; Demospongiae; Haplosclerida; Niphatidae
Product: 85/88 kDa calcium-independent phospholipase A2-like
Exons: 1
Coding region: 1-1611 (536 amino acids)
Biological process (GO): positive regulation of ceramide biosynthetic process; lipid metabolic process
Cellular component (GO): mitochondrion
Molecular function (GO): protein binding; long-chain fatty acyl-CoA hydrolase activity
Source: RefSeq, a predicted model, not a curated record
AUGGCUACCUUUACUAAAUGUUCUGUUCGUUUUGAUUGGAAAGUAGACGAUGAUGAAGUCUCAGAGCAAUUAUGGGAAAUAUUUGUCUCCAGAGGUUGUCGUGUGGAAAGGACAACACCAACACCCCCAGUGGGUUCAAAACCUCGACUAUUGAGAAGAUUGACCAGUAGUGUUCUCUAUGAUUAUUUUGAUGAGGAUGGUAAGAGCCCAUUGAUAAAAGCUGCUGAGUUAAAUUACCUGAAGACAGCAUUUAGUCUCCUCCUGUUUGGGAGCAGCCCUGACUCACAGGAUCAAACAACAGGUGACACUCCUCUUCACAUUGCCACUUGUACUGGAAAUGUAGUCCUUGUCAAAGGGCUCCUUGCCUGUAAUGCUGAUCCAUUGAUUACUAAUAAACUUGGCAAGACACCUAUUGAUGUAGCACGUGAAAUGAGUAGUGAACUAUCAUUGACCCCUAGCUUCAUGGAUGCAGUGGCACACGUCUUCAGUUUAGCAUCUAGCAGUGAAAGGACUGCAUCUGGUCCAGAACUUGCUCAAAUUGAAAAGGCUUUAACUAAAGCUGUUGAAUUGCAAGCUAAAUCCCACGAAUACUUUGCUGAGCAUCCUGACGUUCCACCUAAAAACAGCGGCAGCUCUGGGGCCUUUCUCCUCAGUGUGGACGGAGGUGGUGUACGAGCAUUUAAUGUCACUAACGCACUCAUCAACAUUGAAGAACGAAUAAUGCAGCUUGAUCCCAAAGCCAAGAAUUUAUAUCAUUACUUUGAUUACGUAGCUGGUACAAGUUCAGGUGGGAUUGCAGCUUGUGCUUUACCAUAUUUGAAAGUUGAUGGGUACAGUGGUCGUGCUAUUGUCCAUCGUGGGGCUGUGAAUGUGUUUGGUGGGCCUUUCCCAGAAAGAGGUGAACGAAUGGAUAGAUUCCUUCAGGAUAUAUUCACAAAGGAAAGAGUAAUGGCUGAUCUGGACAUAGAUUGUCGUGUGAUUGUUACAUCAGCACUGGGAAAUGUCAGUCCUUAUAAGCUUCACUUAUUAACAAGUUAUGGUGAACCAAGAGAUGGACUAGCAGGCCCAACAGAGCGUAAGGUAUGGGAAUCAUGUCGUGUUAGUACUGCUGCCCCUACUUAUUUCCCUUUACUUGAUGACUUGAAGCUUCUUGAUGGUGGCCUGAUCUGCAAUAAUCCUACAGUUGAUAGCAUGGCUGAAAUUAUCCAGCAAGUAAAGAAAGAGGGGAUGUGUGUUGAUUUUGGGUGUGUGGUGUCUAUUGGCACUGGUGCUACCAAACCACAAGAAAUUGGUGAUGUGGAAAUUUUCCUGCCAAAUCCAUCCUCCAUAUUCAAGAACGUUACAAAAAAUCUUCAAGCUCUUGGGAACCUCACACAGCAUUUUUUGAAUGAGGUAAUGCAGUCUGAUGGACAAGAAAUCAUUCGUGCUCAGUCCUUUUGUGAUGCCUUUGGUUGUCCAUACUUUCGUUUGACGCCUCCUCUAGCUGAAGAUGUACCACUGGAUUGCUCUGAUCCAGCAAAACUCAUUGAGAUGCUGUACAAUACUCAAAUGUAUUACUUGGAUAAUCCUCAAAUGAUUGAUGAUGUUGCUAAGACUCUGCUAUCAAAAUGA